AUAUGCCUUCCGUAUCUACUCUUCAUUUUGAGAUCAAAGAAUCAUGUGUUCCUCACAAGCAAAAUUACCAGUGGCUAUGAUUCUGAUAAUGUUACUCUGCAGAACUUGCAAGGCAUUGGACGGACACCAGAACUGUUCAAGUUUAUGCGGAGAUCAUAACGUGAUCAGCCCUUUCCGGUUAAAAGACUCUGCAGAGGAGUGUGGUGACCACAGGUAUGAGCUAUCAUGCGAGCGCAACCAGUUGGUAUUGCACUGGCAAUCUGGAAGUUACAACGUUGUGUCCAUUAAUUAUGAGAACUACACUAUCCGAGUGAGAGACUCUAAUAUUGUGGAGUUAGAUUCAUCUUCCUUGCCACGAGAUUCUUUAACCGACUACAACUUUAGCAAAUGGGAUCCAUAUACCUCCACCAUUGAUGCGCACGAUGAAAAUGGAGUUUUGCUAUGGUAUGGAUUGAACAGAGAUAUGAUAUACGUAAGGUGUGAACAGUCUGUGGAUUCACUUGAGUUUGUAGACACAUACCGUUGCUUCAAAAGCUCAAAUGGGUCUGUAUCUUCUUCUUCAUCAUCAUCAUCAUCGGAUUUGUACGCCUAUGUUGGCAGCGGAUAUGUAGGGGAUGUGGGGUUAGAGGAUGAUUGUCGGAUAGAAGCCAUGUAUAUGACGUCUUGGCCUGCUUGGAACAACCAGUCCAGGUCCUGCGCAGACAUCAACCAUAUGCUUGUUUAUGGUUUUGAGCUUUCUUGGCUCAACAGUUUCUGCCCGGAGUCUGGAGAUGAUUAUGUGAUAAUUCUUGGUGGUAGGAAACCUCGUUGUGAAAUAGCAGCAAGCAAUAACAUUUUUAAAAAGAUCCUUUGGGUUAUCCAAGAUGUUGGGGGCUACGUCCACACUAUAUUAGUUUAUCAUACUCUUGGUAAAAUUGUUUUGGGCACUCCAUUUGUGGUUGCUCUUUUGAUCUAUAAAUGGCGGCGGAGACAUUUGUCAAUGUAUCACAACAUUGAAGAUUUUUUGCAAAGUGACAACAAUAUUAUGCCUAUAAGGUACUCCUACAAAGACAUCAAAAAGAUGACGAAAGGGUUUAAGAUAAAACUUGGGAAAGGAGGCUAUGGUUCUGUAUUUAGAGGACAACUUCGAAGUGGUCGUGAUGUAGCUGUCAAGAUUUUGGAUAAGGCCAAAGCUGAUAAUCAAGAAUUCAUCAACGAAGUAGCUACACUUGGUAGAAUUCACCAUAUUAAUGUCGUGCAACUCAUUGGUUAUUGUGUAGAAGGAGCAAAACGUGCUCUUAUAUAUGAGUUCAUGCAAAAUGGAUCUCUUGACAGAUACGUUUUCUCUAAACGAGACAAUGAGCAAUCCUUAGAUCUUCAUCAGUUGUAUGCCAUUUCUAUUGGAGUAGCUCAUGGUAUCGAAUAUCUUCACAAAGGUUGCAACAUGCAAAUUCUGCAUUUUGAUAUAAAGCCACACAACAUCCUUCUUGAUGAUAACUUCAUCCCAAAGGUUUCUGAUUUUGGGCUUGCUAAGCUCUAUCCUACAAAUGAUAGCAUUGUGCCUCUUACUGCAAUAAGAGGUACUAUAGGAUAUAUGGCCCCUGAACUCUUCUAUAGAAAUGUGGGCGGAGUCUCUUACAAAGCCGAUGUCUAUAGUUUUGGAAAGUUAUUAAUGGAUAUUGCUGGCAGAAAGAAAAAUUUGAACAUGCCAAUCGAGCAAUCUAGUCAAUUUUACUUCCCCUUUUGGGUUUAUGAUCAAUUAAACGAAGGAAAUGAAAUUCAUAUAGAAAAUGCAACGGAAGAAGAAAUGGAAUUGGCAAGGAAAAUGAUGAUUGUGGGAUUGUGGUGCAUCCAGACAAAGCCUAGUGAUCGUCCUUCAAUGAACAAAGUUGUAGAGAUGCUUGAGGGAGAGGAGAAUGACUUAGAAAUGCCUCAAAAACCUUAUCUAUAUCCACAGGAUAUAUCAACUGUUGAUGUUAGUAAUCAUUCAAGUUCAAUAAUGUCCUCCUCUGAUCUAUCACUGGGUAAUUGUAAAGAAACAACUUCAUUUUCAACUCAAGAAGAUGUGAGAUCAAUAUAGCAUUGUUUGUAGGGAUGCAAACAUCUUUGCGAUACUCCUAAUUAUGAAUCAGAUUAUUCUAGUUUUAUUCAUUA
Molecule: messenger RNA, 2133 nt
Organism: Prosopis cineraria
Lineage: Eukaryota; Viridiplantae; Streptophyta; Magnoliopsida; Fabales; Fabaceae
Product: rust resistance kinase Lr10-like
Exons: 4
Coding region: 44-2059 (671 amino acids)
Biological process (GO): protein phosphorylation
Molecular function (GO): polysaccharide binding; protein kinase activity; ATP binding
Source: RefSeq, a predicted model, not a curated record